This is a messenger RNA of Pelagomonas calceolata, 1449 nucleotides long. The record is from the annotation of a GenBank genome assembly. Lineage: Eukaryota; Pelagophyceae; Pelagomonadales; Pelagomonadaceae.
AGCUGCCAAUGCGGACGCGAGCGCGUGUGGACGCUGGGGAGGACCGUACGGCUGUAAAGGCUCCGUUGCGAGCGCUCAUAGGACGGCGCGUAGCAUCUGCCCGUUGACCGGCAUCGCUAAGCCUUAGUUGUUCCGCAAGCACACCCCUCGCCGCCUCGCUGCGGUUACGCGCAGCACGUAAAGCGUUCGCUGUCUGUACGCGCACCAUACAACGAGCUCAUAGAGGCAGCUCAACAACAAAAAAGCAUGGCCAAAAAGCGCGACCGCUGGGCCAGCGACAGCGACGAGUCCGACCGGAGCGACGGCGAAGAAGCCGAAGCGCCGGCCGCGCCGCCUGCGCCGCCGCGCGCCGCGGCACCGCGGCAACCGCCGCAACAACUCCAGCGGCGGCCGGUUAAACAGAGACGGCACCCGCUGAUCCACGGCUGUAGACGCGUCGACUGCUUCGAGCGGCUUGAUCGGAUUGAGGAGGGCUCCUACGGCGUCGUCUAUCGAGCGCGAGAUAUUGAGACCAGGGAGAUCGUGGCCCUGAAACGCGUCAAAUUGACAAGGGAGGCCUGCGUUAACGGGUUUCCAGUCACGGCCCUGAGGGAAGCCAAUGUACUGUUAACAUUAGCCCACGAGAACAUUGUCAGAGUGAAGGAGAUGGUCGUCGGCGACGCAAGUGAUCAGGUCUUCAUGGUCAUGACGUGUUUUGACCGGGACCUCAAAUCUUGUCUGAGGGACCACGAGGGACCCUUGGCUCAGGCGGACAUGAAGUGCCUCGCGUCCCAACUCUUCGCGGCCGUGGCGCACAUGCAUUCACGCUGGUACAUCCAUCGGGACAUCAAGACCAGCAACGUCUUGUAUAACGACGACGGGCGGUUGGCGUUAUGUGAUUUUGGGCUCGCGCGGCGCUUCGGCGACCCCGUGGAGCCCAUGACGACCAAUGUGGUCACGCUGUGGUACCGGUGCCCCGAACUUCUGCUGGGGGCUACCUCUUAUAGUACUGCUGUCGACAAUUGGUCGGUGGGAUGCGUGCUGGCCGAGUUGUUACUGAAGCAGCCCGUCUUUGCGGGGCGGUCGGAGGUCGAGCAGCUCCACGCGAUCUUCAAGGUGUUGGGAGCGCCCGCGGACGGCUAUCUCACGGAGCUGCCCCUCGCGGACACGCUGCUCAAUUUCGGCAAGCGCCGACCGAAGAAUCGGUUAAGGGAGAAGUUUCCCACGGCUACUUUUGGAAGCACGGCCACUACCCCGCUGACGGCAUCCGGUUUGGAUCUGCUCCAAAGAUUAUUCGCGUACGAUCCGGCGUCGCGGUUGGGCGCGGCGCAGGCGUCUUCACAUAACUACUUCCGCGAGGCGCCCUUCGCGACGCCGCGCCGGUACAUGAAGUUGAGGGUGGAGAAGAAGGUCGAGAAUGUAGCGCCGGUUAUCGAGUCGCCGCCGGCGCCGGAGAAUCUAGGGAUGUAA